CGACGCUCCGACGUUGCAAACCCAACGCGGGGUUCGCAGCGCCCGCGCCGAGCCCCGCCGGGAUGCCCUGCGGCCAGCGGGACGGACGGACGGACAGAAACCCGGGUCCACGACGCCUCGCAGCCGCUUUGCCUGGAGCUUCGGGGCCGGCUUGCGCGGCUUUGCCCCGGCGGACCCCGUUUAAAAGCCGCGAAGCGGAGGCGGCACCGCGGGCCGAGCGCGCCGGCUGCCCGGCGGGAGCGCUGCCGGCGUGCCGGGGGCCGCGUUUCCUUCCCGGAAAGCGGGAAGCGCCUAAAAAUAGCCGGCAGGUCUCCGCUCGGGAUAAAUGCCCCUUGGCUUAGGGUGGUGUGAGCGAAGCGGGGCCGCGCCGGGGAAGCGCGCGCGCCUGCGGAGAUGCCCGCGCGCAUAAGGCCGCCGUUGUGCGGCGGGAGCUGCGGCCCCGCGGAGGGGGCCCUGUAAGCCGAUCCGCGCCGGCGGUUUGCUGCGAGCAAAAUCACCGUGGGGGGGGGGGGGAGAAAACCCACCGCCGCCACCGCCCCGCGGCGAGCGCGCGCGCGGGGCCUCGAGACCGCGGCCGGAGGAGCGAGCGCGCGGCUGACGCCUGCUCGCGGAGGCUUUUGUUCCUGUUUCCAGUGAUGCUCUUAGACAGAAGCGCUCGCUGCAGGAAACAAACAGAGAGAGAGAGAGAGAAAAAAAAAAAAAGGAAGCCCAGGAGUCUCAUCUUACGCGUUUCCGUACGACCCGUCGCGCCGCGGGUCGGGCAGAGCGGGCGCUUGCGGCGCACCGCUCCGUAACUUUGCAAAAAAUCCCCCACGCGGGGAUUUCUUUUCUUUUCCCUUUUUUUUUCCCCUGCCCCUUCCCCUUCUCCCUGCCACAACGCGAGGAGUUUUGGCCACCCCCUGGCCACACGCGAUUUGCAGGGACCAAUGUUUGGAAAGCAGCAACCCCCCCCCCCCGGCUCUGCAGAGAGGCAUCCUCGAGUGGGAGCGAGGAUGCAAAAGCCUGGCAAAGCUUUUCCCGUUCGCCUGACGCUCCUCCGGGACGCAAGCACGGGCCACGGGAGAUGGCGAGCAGCCCGCUUCCCGGGAAAAGAGUAAAGGGAAGGUGCUGACGAAGGGUAGGCUGAGGCGGCGCGUGCUUUCAGCUUUGCAGGCAGAGGCUCGGGAAAAAGAAGCCGGCUUGCAAAUCAGGGGGUCGGGGAGGGCUGUGAGCUGAGGUCCCUUCGCAGCAACGGCAAGCGAAAUGCAUCACUUCUCACCUGUUUUCUCUCUCUCUCUCUCUCUCUCUUUUUUAAAAAAAUAUUUUUAAUAUUUUUUUUCCUUCUUUUUUCUUCCCCAAUAAAACCAACCGUUUCCUUUGCCUGGGAACAAAACAAGUCCCGUUCCCACAGCGCCCGUGGGGGUUUGACGUGGACGGUCUUCACCGGGCCGGAAAGGCGUGGAAAUUCCCGGCUUGCUGCGUAUUUCAGUGCAAAACUCCCGGGUGCCGGCGAGGACCGAACGCGUGACCCGUUUUCCGGCUGCCUGCUUUGGGUUCAUCCCUGGCUGUUUCAGCAAGCCAAAAACCGUGCUGCAGGCCCCCCUCCCCCCCCAAAAAAAAAGAGAAAAGAAAAAAAAACGAGAGAAAGAGAAAAGCCAAGUUCAUCCGGAGAGCCUCGCGGGCACGGGCGCGUUUUUCUGCUCGCGGUGGAUCCCGGGCUGGUGACGGGGAUGGGAAGGGCGCGAGCGCGGGGGCGGGCAGCGAGUCGCCCGUCGGGGGCAUUUUGGAGAGUGCAAAUAGCGAUUUGAAGAGAGCGGGGGCCUGUUCAAUUCCCCUCCUUUCUUCCUGGCUGAAGUCACGUCCUUCCGCGCUUCCGCAACGCCGCCUUUCCGGGAGCCGGCGCGGGAACCGGCCGCUCCCGCUCCUGCUCCCGCUCCCGCGGGAGGCGAGCUUCGGCACGGCUGCUCGGCGCCUUUCCAGAGCAGCCGAGAAACCCGGGCAGCGAGUUUGCGCCGUGCUAAUUUCGGAAGCGCAGAGCUACCCCGUCGUUUCGGAAGGGUGUAAUUUGGGGUUCGGGCAGGCGCUGCCGAGUCCCGGGGAAAGGACGUGUCGCGUUGGCGCAGCGAGGGAGAGGAUGUUUCUCUGCCCUGGGAGGAAAGGGGAAGCAGAAGCGGAUUGCCCCGGAGCCUGCCAGGACGUAUAUUUGUGUGUGUUAUCGCAAAGCCGAAGCGUUGCGACUCCCUGAGGUAUCCGCUGCCAAAAGCCGUAUGGAAAAGGUCACCCGGAGAGUCAAAAGUUUGGCGUCUGGAGGUUCCUGUUUUUCAAGACGCGCAGAGCCAGGCUAAGCGCAGAGGGAGGUCUGUGCGGCCCAGACCUUGUUAUUAUUUUUUCUUUCCAGAAAAGCGAUGCUGCGCAUCACGGUUUGGACCAGCCAGUGCCGACCGGCCUCUUGCUUUGGCACCUUUGCGUUUUAUAGCGGUCAAACCUCAGCUCAGCGUUUCUGCCCUCUCCGCCUUGUUCUUCCGCGCCGCUCCGGCGCCGCCCGCGAAGCUGCCCGGGGUUAUGGGUACAACCGCCAGCACGGCCCAGCAGACGGUCUCGGCGGCCGCCUUCGAGGCCGUGCGCGGCGCCGGCGCCAUGGAGGACCAGCGCUCCCUGAGCCUCCACUCCUUCCCGGCCGCCGGGCUCCACAACAGCAAGGCCAAGUCCAUCAUCACCAACAAAGUGGCGCCCGUGGUCAUCACGUACAACUGCAGGGAGGAGUUUCAGAUUCACGACGACCUGCUGAAGGCCAACUACGCGGUGGGGCGCAUCUCGGAGGCCACGCCGGAACACUACCUCGUGCAGCUGCGGCGCUCCGAAUUUCCGGCAAGCCAAAGGCGGAUACGCGGUGUUCGGCAUGGGGCAGCCCAGCCUCAACGGGUUCAAGCAGGUGCUGCAGAAGCUGCAGAAGGAGGGCCACAAGGUCGGUGCGCGAGGAGUGCGUCUUCUUCUGCGUCCGCGAGGAGCCCGUGGUCUUCCUGCGCGCGGAGAGCGACUUCGUGCCCUACACGCCGCGCGGCAAGGAGAACUUGCACGAAAACCUGCACAGCCUGCAGCGGGGGGUCAAGGCGGAAAAGCUGGAGCUCGCCAUCCGGAAAGAGCUCCACGACUUCGCGCAGCUGAGCGAGAGCACGUACUACGUCUACGACGACAUCGAGCGCUUCAAGGACGAGCCGCACGCCGUGAGGAUCCAGUGCGAGGAGGACAUCCACGUGACGGAGGAGGUCUACAGGAGGCCCAUCUUCCUGCAGCCGUCCUACAGGUACCAUCGGCUGCCCUUGCCUGUGGACGGGGCUCCUGCCGAGGCCCAGUUUGAUGCCUUCAUCCAUUUCCUCAGGGAGAGCCCAAACCUGCUGGUGCUGCACGACGCCGCCGGCAGACCCCCGCCGGCUCUGCUCUUCAGCUGCCAGACCGGCGUCGGCAGGACCAACCUGGCCAUGGCCCUGGGCACGCUCGUCCUCCUCCACCACAAGGGAGCAACGCAGAAAGCGGACCUCCCCCAUCCAGCUAAGACGUCUCCGAGGGAGAGGUUUCGGGUUAUUCAAAACUUCAUUGAGAUGGUACCGAAAGGCCAGCAGAUAGUAGAGGAGGUGGACAGCGCUAUUGCCUUCUGCUCGGAGAUGCACGACAUGAAGGAAGCUAUCUACGAAAACAAGAAGAAGCUGGAAGGGAUCGGAGAAGACUACCAGAUCCAGGGGAACAGCACCAAAGAGUAUUUUCUCCAAAGGACUUUGCAGAGCCUUGAACGCUACUUCUACUUGAUCGCUUUCAACUACUACCUUCACGAGCAGUACCCCCUGGGCUUUGCCCUCAGCUUCAGCAGGUGGAUGUGCCGGCACCCUGAGCUCUACCGGCUGCAGGCCAACAUGAACGUCUCGGAGCUCACCGUGACGGCGGAGCUCAUAACCAAGGGGACGCGAGUGCUGGUGGCGGACGAGCGCUUUUCCCCGGAUGUGCUGAGCACCGUCAAGGAGAUGAGCGUGGCCAACUUCCGGCGGGUGCCCAAGAUGUCCGUUUACGGGACGGCGCAGCCCAGCUCCAAGACUGUCGGGAGCGUCCUGCAGUACUUGACCGAUGCCAAGAGGAAGCAUUCCCACAUCUUGUGGAUAAACCUCCGGGAAGAAGUAGUCCUGGAAGGGAACGAACAAAUCUACACCCUCAGGGAACCUGGGAACCUUGAACAACUGAUCACAGUGCCUGUAUCCUCGCCUGAGCAGCUAGAGAAACUAGAGUCUACCUUGAAGAAUGACCUGCUGAAAUCCCAGAAGUGGCUGGAAGUUUACCUAGAAACAGAGAAGCAGAUGAAGAUGUUCAAGAGCUGCUUGACCAUGCAGGAGAUCUUUAAUCAGCAGAAGAACGCGUGCCAGGGACUGAUGUACCGACGGAUCCCGAUCCCUGACUUCUGCGCUCCCAAGGAGCAGGACUUCGACCGGCUGCUGGAGGCGAUGAAGAGCACCUUGGCCGAGGACUCCCGGGCAGCCUUCGUGUUCAACUGCCACAGCGGCAGAGGGAGGACCACCACCGCCAUGGUCAUUGCUGUCCUCACGCUGUGGCAUUUCAAUGGCAUCCCCGAGGUGAGCGAGGACGAGAUCGUGAGCGUGCCCGACGCCAAGUACACCAAAGGCGAGUUCGAGGUGGUGAUGAGAGUGGUCCAGCUCCUGCCCGACGGCCACCGGAUGAAGAAGGAGGUGGACAUGGCCCUGGACACUGUGAGCGAGACCAUGACGCCCAUGCACUACCACCUCCGAGAAAUCAUCAUCUGCACCUACCGGCAGGGGAAAACGAGCAAGGAAGAGAGGGAGAAGCAGACGUUGCAGCUGAGGAGUCUGCAGUACCUGGAGCGGUACAUCUACCUGAUCCUAUUCAACGCCUACCUGCACCUCGAGAAGAAGGACUCCUGGCAGCGGCCGUUCAGCGUCUGGAUGCGCGAGGUGGCGGCCGGGGCCGGCGUCUACGAGGUGCUGAACCAGCUGGGAUUCGGCGAGCUGGAGAGCGUGGAGGGCCAGGCGCUGGGUGAGCUCCGGCGCCGCUGGCGGGAGCAGAGCGCCGGCUCGCGCCCUUUCCGAGGAGAUUUCGUGUAGGAGCCGGGGCCGCGGAGCCCGCCGGGCUGGGGAGGGGGGAGGUUUGGCCUCGAGGAAGGACUUUGCUUCCGGAAAGCACGGGGAGGGGAAGGGGAGAACCCGUAAGCUGCCUUUAAACACCCGACUCCGUGGGGUUCUUUUAGACGCAAUAAAAGAAUUGUAAAUUAAAAAGAAACGCUCUCAGGCAAGUGUUUAACUGCGAGCGCUGCGUCACUUGGAAAGCAUCUCUGCGACGCAAACGCACCAUCUUCUGCGUUGCCUGAUCGCACUGGCGCUACGUGCCAAACCUCUCAGGCCUCUCGCUCUCGUACUACCUCGCCGGUGCGGUGUUUAAGACAGGGAGCUAACGAGAAAAGGACGCGAGCACGGCGCAGGGCUGCGGG
Molecule: messenger RNA, 5485 nt
Organism: Rhea pennata
Lineage: Eukaryota; Metazoa; Chordata; Aves; Rheiformes; Rheidae
Gene: PALD1
Product: phosphatase domain containing paladin 1
Exons: 20
Coding region: 2385-5102 (905 amino acids)
Biological process (GO): dephosphorylation
Cellular component (GO): cytoplasm
Molecular function (GO): protein tyrosine phosphatase activity
Source: RefSeq, a predicted model, not a curated record